Bipolaris oryzae ATCC 44560 is the source of this 234-nucleotide messenger RNA. RefSeq lists its product as uncharacterized. The transcript has a single exon. The record is from RefSeq and is a predicted model, not a curated record. Lineage: Eukaryota; Fungi; Ascomycota; Dothideomycetes; Pleosporales; Pleosporaceae. The coding region runs from base 1 to 234 and encodes 77 amino acids.
AUGCUGCGCGAGCGGUGGGCCGCUGACGGGGACGAGCGCGCUCACGGCGGCCAGGGAGCGUCGCAGGGGGUGCGCGGGCUAUUCACCCUGGUCCUCCCACCAUGGAAAUGCGAGCUGGGCGUCCCACUUGCUUUUUCGGCCUCCCCAAAGAUGGCGUCCGGCGAGCGCCAUACGCCAUGCCACGAUGUGAUACAGGGUACUUGUCGAAUCCGACGAUCUGGUCCUUCUAACUAG